GACAAAUGUGGCUGAUGAGACCUAAGAACCGAAGCCACGUCAUUGGAGAACAGCUUUCCAGAUCUCCAGCUGGCAGCGUGGAUGUGACCAAGGAUUGAACGACGUUAUUCCUCGACGUUGCGUGAUACCACGCACUAUGCUACUCAACUCCAAGUAAUUGCUCUCAUAUUCGACAUUUUCCUCUCCUAGCCGUACGGAAAAGUCUCCAUUCGCCACCGAAGAUGGACAUUACACCGGUAUUCAACGAAAUCCUGCGGAAGCGCAAUGCGCCCAUCGUCACCGAAAAGAAGCUCAGUCUCGAAGCGAUUGACGGCUUCCUCAAGGAGGCUUACAGAAUAAACUCCCACAUCACAAACCUCCACAACGAACUCAAAGAUGUCCGACAAGCCUACCUCUCAACAGCGCAGCCGCGCAAAACACACAUCCACGCCGCCGCCGCCGCCGCCCAGCAACAGCAGCAACGUCACCUAACAGACCGCGACCGCGAAGAAGUCGACGCAAACGCAAAGCAAAUGCUCCGCGAGCUCAACGCAAGCAUCACAGCCCUCAACGAAGCAGAGCUCCUCCGCCGCGAAACCGAAACGGCCGUCAUCCGCAAAAAGUACGCCAGCAGGCUCGGCGCCUUGGGAGCAUGGGCCGCCGCAAGCGAUGCGGGGGACAGCGACAAGGGAAAGACGGCGGAGCACGCCGCGGCCGAGGCGCGCGCGAGGACGAUUGGGCAGCACCGCGACGAGGUGAUUCAGAGUCUAAGGCUGGGGCUGCAGCGGUGCGGGAGGACGCAGCAGGAUAUGAUGGAGAUGAGGCUUACGAGGGAGAUGGAGAAGAAUCGGAGCGUGUUGGCUAAGGCUGGUGGUGGUGGUGCGAUGCCUGAGUUGGGUGGGUUUUAUGAGUCCAUGGCGAAGAGUGCUGCGGCCAACAAGGGGACGGCGGGCAAGGCUGGUGGUGGUCUGCCGCCGGGGGAUGAGGGUACAUCGUCGUAUGAUCCGCGAGAGGGCCUUACGGAUGAGCAGAUUCAGAUGUUUGAAAAGGGGAACCAGGAUAUGCUCCAGCACUACAACAGCACGCUGGACAAAGUCAGGACGGCAGAGAAGUCGCUGCUCGAGAUCGCGGAGCUGCAGACGUUGCUGGUGGGUAACUUGGCGACGCAGUCGGCGCAUAUCGAGCAACUUGUGGCGGAUUCGGAAAAUAUCACGGCGGAUGUGGGCGGCGGUAACAAGCAGCUGAAGAAGGCGGCGCAGCGACCGAGCGCGGCGAGGUAUACGUUCUUCGCGUCGGCUGGGUUGUGCACGUUUUUGAUUCUGUGGGAUUUGAUCAUAUAGCUGUGAGGCUGUCGCUUAUGGGCUGCAUAGAAGCUUUGGCUGGGAGUUUGUCGAGUAUGAAUUGCUAAUGGCGAUACACAUCAGAACCAUCAUCUAGGCUGUCCUCCCCACCACGUAUCGAGACCUAAUAAAUCCCACCUUCAAUCUCCGGCCUUUUCAAUUUGUGCAGUUUUGAAAUAUCAACGUAGCAUUCCACUUGUGUCUUGACUCCAAUCACAGGCUCAUUGUGGGGUGGUGGGAGGUUGGGCUGACAGACAUGUGAAAGUUUCUAGAUACGAGCGUCACAUGCUGAGGAGUUAAAAAGCCUGGGCCAGGUGCAGGUGACCUAGUCCCAAGCCAUGUAGAUCCAGCGGACUAGAACAUAGGAAGACCGGUGCCUCAAUCUACGGGCACUAGGAGCAUUAAUAGCGAUCUUGCCUUCUUGAGCAAACCGAGCUGCCUUC
This is a messenger RNA of Colletotrichum phormii, 1762 nucleotides long. RefSeq names its product snare-complex protein syntaxin-18. The transcript is spliced from 3 exons. Bases 222 to 1319 code for a protein of 365 amino acids. Gene Ontology annotation, cellular component: endoplasmic reticulum; SNARE complex. Gene Ontology annotation, biological process: retrograde vesicle-mediated transport, Golgi to endoplasmic reticulum. The record is from RefSeq and is a predicted model, not a curated record. NCBI's taxonomy places the organism in Eukaryota, Fungi, Ascomycota, Sordariomycetes, Glomerellales, Glomerellaceae.